CUUAUUAGCAACAACGACAGCUCCCAUCAUGUUCAAUUUGAGAACUCGUCGGGGUUGUUGCAACACGCUAGUAUAGAAAGUUUGGCCGGCAGCACCGGCAAUAUGAACCUGCAGCGCCAACGAUGGAUAACCUGUCUACUGGUGCUUGGAAUCCUGCUGCGGUUGGCAGCAGCGAGCGGGAGAGAGCAGGGCGUCUCCAACCCCGGGCGGCGGCUGCGUUCAGAGCGGGUGCUCGUUGCCGGCGACGCGGCGAGCUCGGACGGCGAAGAGGCGCUGGCGGCGCCGUCGCGCCCCUCCCGCUGCCCGGGGCGGUGCACCGAGUUCGGCACCUGCAACGAGGAGCUGGGCAGGUGCGACUGCCCCAUAGGCCGCAACGGCACCGACUGCUCGGAGGAGGUGCCGGCCGGGCCGCCGCUGCAGCAGCUGUGUGCGCGCUACGGCCACACGCUAGCCAGCUGCAGCCGGGUCGACGCCGCCGGCUGUGUCAACGGCUGCAACGGCCGCGGCCGCUGCGUAGGCGGCUUCUGCCACUGCCGGCCCGGCUACUUCGGAGCGGACUGCAGCCUGUCACUGGCCGCCGACGCCGCCGACGGCAGUAGCACCACUAGCACCACUAGCACCAGUGAUGGUAGCGGCAGUAGCAGUAGCGCCAGCAGCGGCAGCCCGCGGCCGGCGGUGGAGAUCCUGGCGGGGCAGGGCUACACCGUGCGGAGAUCCGCGCCGCGGAUCUAUGUGUACGAGCUGCCCCCGGAUCUCAACGUGUACGGCAAUCUUGAGCGCCUGGACCGGCCGCUGAUGUACAUGGUGUGGCAGCGGCUGCUGAGCGCGGGGGUGCGGGUGGCGGACCCGGCGCAGGCGGACUUCUUCCUGGUGCCGGUGCGGGUGCGGCUGAGCUACGACAGCGAGAAGGUGGUGCAGGCUGUGUCAUACAUCCGUGCCACGUGGCCGUACUGGGACGGGCAGCCCGGCGGCGCGGCGGGCGAGCGGCACAUCUUCGUGCACACCGGCGACUGGGGGCGGGACGAGCUGAGUGAGGAGGCGCAGGCGCUCACUCGCAACGCCACCUGGCUCACGCACUGGGGCCUGGCUCGCGACCACGAGUUUGCGGGGUGGAAGGCGGCGCACCGGCCCGGCCGCGACAUUGUGGUGCCGCUGGUGCUGCAGGCCUCUCUGCUGUCCUCCUACCGCAUCACCCGCACCACGCCACUUCACCCGGGCUCGGCGGCGGGCGGGCGCCAGCCGCGGCCGCGCAGCCGCACCCUGUUCUUCGCGGGCCGCGUGUGCGGCAGCCGCGCGCAGCCGUCCGCCAACGGCACCUACCCCAACUGCCCCGACGUGCUGGGCAAGGAGGACGCCUACAGCGCCGCGACGCGCCAGGUGGCGUACUACCACCACCACAACCGCACCGGGUGGAAGGUGGUGACAGCCAGCAAGAGCUACGCCAUCGACAUGCUCACCUCCAAAUUCUGUCUGGCACCCAGCGGCGGCGGCAUGGGCAAGCGCGCUGUCAUCAGUGUGCUCAUGGGCUGCAUACCCGUCACCGUCACAGACGGACUCAUGCAGCCCUUUGAGCCGGAGCUGCGCUGGGACCGCUUUGCCAUCGACGUGCGCGAACGCGACAUCCCCGUCAUGCACGCCGUGCUGGAGGGGCUCAAGCAGGGGCAGGUGUCGGAGUUCCAGUCCAACCUGCGCUGCGCCGCGCAGCACCUGUUCUGGAGCAGCCUGUUCGGCAGCGUGUUCGGAGAGGACGGCCGCUACGACGCCUUCGAGACGCUCAUGCAGGUGCUGCGCAUGCGCGCCACCUACCCCAGCCUGGGCCCCGAGGAGUACGCCUACGUGGACGCCGCAUUCGCUGCCUUCAUGAAGUGCGAGGCACACCUGCCCGCGGGGGGGUCGGCAGCAGCAGCAGCUGCUACAGCCGGUGGCGCUGGCAGCAGCAGUAGCAGCGGGACAGGAGCAGCAGUAGCAGCAGCAGGCGGGCUGUUGGGCGGCUUCAACGGCACGGGGGCGGCGGGCGGGCUUUUGGAUGUCGCCAAGCCCGAUUUGGGGCAGGCGCUGGCGGCGCAUAGAUCCGGCGCCGGCGCCGGCUCUGCUACAGCCGCGGCGGCAGGAGACGCCGCGGCGGGGCAGCUACUGCCGGCGCCGCGGGCGCUGCUGCUGCCGGCGGAGCUUGCGGGUCCGGGGGAGGAGGGCGUGAGUCGUCAGGAGCUGUGCACACACAGCGACCUGCCGGUGCCGCCGGGGAGCGGCGCGCUGCCGGCGGCGGGCAGCUGCAGCCGCUGCCCGCGGCGGCGCGGGCGGCUGCUGAACCCGGGCGGCACCAUCUGCUGCAACACCAAGGACCUGGCCCGGUGCCCGCGGCUGUGGGACUGAGGCGGCCUCUGCCCAGCGGAGAGGGGAGUGGAGAGGGGAGCGGGGGUGAGGUAAUGGUGGUGGUGAUGAGAGGAGGAGGAGGGAGGAGGGGUGGGGUGGUUGGUACGGCAGCCUUCCUGGCAGCCUGGCUGCCAUGGUGGCAGCGCUAGCGCACGCUUUGGCAUGCACUGUUGUUAGAUGUUAGAGACUGUUGUGAUUCACAUCAUGAAAGGUGCGGUGACGAUCUCCGUUGCACCCUCCAGUGUUUUAGUUCCUAGCAGCUGGUAAGGUACUCUUGAGCGUUCCAAAUGAACGACCCGACUCACUCGAGCCCUGUUCACGCCCGGUAGGGCGCCGGCGAGUGCGGGUCUCCCACAGGUCUGACCGGCUGGUGACCAUUAGUAUCGGCGGCGAGUGGCGAGUGGCAAGGCUCUGCUUUGGUGGUGUGUGGGCCGGCGGGCCGCUGUUUCCCUGCCUACACAAAGGUAGCGCGAGUCUGCAGAGCUAAGCGGUGGCAACACUGCAAUGAAUAGGGCGCAACCGAGAGCUAGCUGCGUGUACGAAGGCUGCGCGAAAGCACGCUGUAACACAGGUUCACA
Molecule: messenger RNA, 2951 nt
Organism: Chlamydomonas reinhardtii
Lineage: Eukaryota; Viridiplantae; Chlorophyta; Chlorophyceae; Chlamydomonadales; Chlamydomonadaceae
Exons: 14
Coding region: 103-2373 (756 amino acids)
Molecular function (GO): glycosyltransferase activity
Source: RefSeq, a predicted model, not a curated record